Messenger RNA from Fraxinus pennsylvanica, 1101 nucleotides. The record is from the annotation of a GenBank genome assembly. Lineage: Eukaryota; Viridiplantae; Streptophyta; Magnoliopsida; Lamiales; Oleaceae.
AUGGCCUCCGCUGCAUCGUCCGCCUUUACGGCUUUCACCUCCUCCACUGAUUAUUGCUCUCGCAGGGCCAAAAGAGCCAUCCAAAUCGGUACUCUCCAGGUGCGCACCGUUCGGAACCAUACCACCUUUCUCAAAACAACAAUCAAUGCUCACGCUCCCACCACCACUUCGUCAUGUCCUUCAUCCUCUGUUAUCAAAUCUGCAAUGGCCACAGAGUCUUCUGCCAAAAUUAUUGAUGGAAAAUCAGUUGCCAAAGAAAUCCGAGAAGAAAUAGCUGCUGAGAUAUUGAGAAUGAAAGAGUCUAUAGGGAUUGUUCCUGGAUUGGCAGUCGUUCUUGUUGGGGAUAGGAAGGAUUCUGCAACUUAUGUACGGAACAAGAAGAAAUCAUGUGAAGCUGUAGGGAUCAACUCGUAUGAAGUGCGUUUGCCUGAAGACUCCUCAGAACAAGAAGUACUCAAGUAUAUUUCAGACUUCAAUGAUGAUCCUUCAGUUCAUGGCAUCCUUGUUCAGUUACCUCUACCUUCUCAUAUGAAUGAGCAGAAUGUCUUAAAUGCUGUUUGCAUUGAGAAAGAUGUUGAUGGCUUCCACCCGUUGAAUAUUGGUCGCCUGGCCAUGAGAGAUAGAGAACCAUUAUUUGUUCCGUGUACACCUAAAGGAUGCAUAGAGCUCUUGCAUAGGUAUGGUGUUGAUAUAAAGGGAAAGAGGGCUGCCGUCAUUGGCAGGAGUAAUAUUGUUGGAAUGCCUGCUGCCCUGCUGUUGCAAAGGGAAGAUGCUACAGUCAGUAUUAUCCAUUCAAGAACAAAGAAUCCUGAGGAGAUCACUAGAGAAGCAGAUAUAGUAAUCUCAGCUGUGGGGCAGCCAAACAUGGUGAGGGGUAGCUGGAUCAAGCAUGGCUCUGUUGUUAUUGAUGUUGGAAUUAAUCCGGUUGAGGAUGCGAAAAAUCCUCGAGGUUAUAGGCUAGUCGGAGAUGUUUGCUAUGAGGAGGCUAGCAAGAUUGCCUCAGCAAUUACCCCCGUCCCUGGCGGUGUUGGUCCCAUGACAAUAGCAAUGCUUCUUUCUAAUACUCUUAUCUCUGCAAAGAGAGUUAACAAUUUCAAGUGA